CAUCGAUCACAUAUGUUGACAUUUGGUCUGCAGUGCAGACAAAAUUAGGUUAAAUUGAUAUUGCAAAAUAUUUUGAGCUUUUUAUCAUAAACAAAAAUGAAGGAAGCAAUAAAUUCGGCUGGCGAUAAAAAUUCGACAUUAGUGAGACGCGUUAAUAAGUUGCUAGAAUCACGUCUUGAGAAUGAUAAGGACACGUUAGAAGCUUUAAAAGAAUUGUCUACAUUUUUUACGGAUAAUUCACUAAAUGCACGCAGAAAUUUGCGUAGUAAGAUAGAGCGAAGGAAUUUGACGAUAAAUGAAGACUUUCUCUCUGCUUUUAGAGAAGUUAAAACUACUUUAGAUUGUAUCCACCAAGAUGUAAUGGCUAUGAAUACGUCUGUACAACGCAUGACUAAUCAAUUGCAAUCAACUAAAACACAAACAUUGCAGCUUAUUGAUCAGACCACGAAACUACAAAGCGUCAGUAAGAAAUUGUCAAUGCAACAGGAAGUUGCAAAUGCUUUUAUAAAAAGCUUUCAGUUAACACCUGCUGAAUUAUCUAUUUUACAUGGUGCCUCUCGUGAAGCACCAAUUACAGAUGAAUUCUUUGUAGUUGUUGAUCGUGUCCAGGAAAUCCAUAGUAGCUGCAGAAUUCUCAUGCAAUCUGGUUAUCAAACAUUAGCGUUGGAUAUUAUGCAAAGAAUGACCCUCCUCCAGGAAGCUGCCCUUGAAAGAUUAUACCGUUGGACACAAAACCAAUGUCGUCAUAUUGAAAAUGAGAACAUAGCACCUUUACUCAUUAAAUCUAUGACCAAGUUACAGGAUAGACCUGUUCUUUUCAAGUACAUUUUAGAUGAAUAUUGUACUGUCAGACGAUCUGUAUUAGUAAGUUCGUUCAUAGAUGCGUUAACGUUAGGGGAUGGUUUUGGUGGUACACCAAAUCCUAUAGAAAUGCAUGCACACGACCCAAAACGUUACGUGGGUGAUAUGCUCGCUUGGCUUCAUCAAGCUAUUCCUAUAGAAAAAGAGAACAUUCUAACAAUGAUUAAAGGAUGCGAUAAAGCAGGUAUAAACGAUCAAGUAAAACAAGCACUUGGUAAUAUCACAGAAGGUCUCUGUCAUCCCUUAAAAUCUAGAAUUGAACAUAUCCUAGCAGUAGAAGCACCUGCAACCGUAUUAUACUCUAUGACGACACUCAUUCGGUUUUAUCAAGCUAUAAUCAGCCAGGUCGUACCAGACAGUGUCCUGGAUACGACUUUAGGCGAUUUGCUAGAUUUAAGUGAAAAAAGCUUUGUUACAAGACUCCAAAGAGAAACUAGAAUUGCUCUUGGAGAUCGUGCCGAGCCACCAGGGACUGAUUUAAUACCUGCCCCCUCUGUAUCUAGAUUACUGUCACUCCUGAAUGAAAUUCUUUCAGUGGCAAGUAUAGCCGAAGACCGUGAGAAAGAUAUGCUGCAAAUUGUGUCAUGUGUUAUUGAUCCGUUAUUACAAGAAAUCAAUGAAACUGCCUCUAGGCUUCCAACAGUCGAUAUGGCUGUAUAUCUAUUAAAUUGUAUACAUCAGAUACAAUCAACAUUGGCAUUGUAUGAGUACAUGGAUCAGAGACUGGAAAGGCUUCAGGCUCAGUCGGAUGCGCAGAUCGACACGCUUACAUCUGAACAAGCCAGUUCUCUUGUUGCAAACUUGAAUCUUGGACCAAUUUAUACUAUUUUGCAAGGACGUGAACAAGGACCUCUAUCAUCUAUUCCUGGCAUGGAUCCUCUCAGUGUAAAAGAGUUCACGAAUAAAUUGGAGACAUUUCUGGUAAUGCCGGAUAUACUUCUACUUCCGCAAAUCAGUUUACUUCAGAGUAACACUCAUCGAGCGAUAACACAGAAACGUUCAUUUGAAGUUAUCGGAGCAAUCUACAAGCAACUGUACAAUGCUUGCCAUGACCCAAAAAAUCUUUAUCAAAACGCAGAUAGCUUAUUCUCACGAACACCGGAGGAUCUUCUGCACGUUUUGAUAUCCCAAUGAUCCUUACCAAAAUUAAACAAGACAGUACGGUUCAAACCAUCUACCAGUAUAAAGUAUAUCGGAGCAAGUAAAAAUAGACCCUAGAGUAUCUACACAAAAAUUGUAUAUAAAAAUAAAACUUAAAUAACUAAAAUAUAUAUAAUUCCAAGUUA
Molecule: messenger RNA, 2147 nt
Organism: Cephus cinctus (wheat stem sawfly)
Lineage: Eukaryota; Metazoa; Arthropoda; Insecta; Hymenoptera; Cephidae
Gene: Cog6
Product: conserved oligomeric Golgi complex subunit 6
Exons: 9
Coding region: 97-1995 (632 amino acids)
Biological process (GO): intra-Golgi vesicle-mediated transport
Cellular component (GO): COG complex
Source: RefSeq, a predicted model, not a curated record